CCAACCAAUGUCAUCAUCGCAUUUGAAAACUAAAAUAUAAGAAUCCACCCAUAAAGGUACCACGUCAUCACCAAAACAGCCUAGACAGUUUCAUACAAUUUUGAAAAUCACCUUCAUUCUCGCGCAAGCUUCUCAUCAAAAUUCAAAUCACCCGCUCAUAUUCUGCAUUCAAACCCUCUACUCCCUUUAUAAAAAUUCACACACACCCCUCAUUCUGCAACCAACCCAAUCUCUGCAACUCAAAGCACACACUCUCUCUCUCUCACACACACACACACACAAAAUGCCGGCACUCCCUGAAGAACCCUUGCUGGCCCCAAACCCAGAUCGAUUCUGUAUGUUCCCAAUUCAAUACCCACAAAUAUGGGAAAUGUACAAGAAAGCCGAGGCAUCGUUCUGGACUGCCGAGGAGGUCGAUCUCUCCCAAGAUCUCCGUCAUUGGGAAUCUCUAACCUCCGACGAGAAGCACUUCAUCACUCAUGUCCUCGCCUUCUUCGCCGCCUCCGACGGCAUCGUUUUGGAGAACCUCGCCGGUCGCUUCAUGAAAGAGGUCCAAGUCGCCGAGGCUCGUGCCUUCUACGGCUUCCAGAUCGCCAUCGAAAACAUCCACUCCGAAAUGUACAGUCUCUUGCUCGAAUCAUUCAUCAAGGAUUCGAAUGAGAAGAACAGACUCUUUCGCGCGAUCGAGACCGUCCCUUGUGUGGAAAAGAAAGCAAACUGGGCCCUCAGAUGGAUCAACGGCUCAGAAUCGUUCGCUGAACGCAUCAUCGCUUUCGCGUGCGUGGAAGGAAUAUUUUUCUCUGGAAGCUUCUGUGCGAUAUUUUGGUUAAAAAAACGCGCGUUAAUGCCUGGAUUGACCUUUUCAAACGAGUUGAUCUCGCGAGACGAAGGCUUACACUGUGACUUUGCUUGUUUGCUUUAUGGGUUGUUGAGGAUGAAACCGAGUGAGGACCGAGUUAGGAGAAUCGUUGCUGACGCGGUGGAUAUAGAGAGAGAGUUCGUGUGCGACGCAUUACCGUGCGCUUUAGUGGGAAUGAACGGUGAUCUGAUGAGUCAGUACAUUGAGUUUGUGGCUGAUAGGUUGUUGGGAGCUUUGGGAUAUGGAAAGAUGUACGGUGUACAGAACCCGUUUGAUUGGAUGGAGCUGAUAUCGUUGCAGGGGAAGACUAAUUUCUUUGAGAAGAGGGUUGGGGAGUAUCAGAAGGCUUCCGUGAUGUCCAAUUUGAAUGGAGAUGGUGGGACCCAUGUGUUUAAGAUGGAUGAGGAUUUCUGAUGCAAAUUAUAUUUGUGUACUUAUUUUUUUACUCACAUGGUGGGGGUUGAUUGUUUGUUUGUUCAAUUUCUUUCUCAAGAUAUCACAAAAGAAAAAAAUGUAAAAUUUGCUUUUAU
Cornus florida is the source of this 1389-nucleotide messenger RNA. RefSeq names its product ribonucleoside-diphosphate reductase small chain. Gene Ontology annotation, biological process: deoxyribonucleotide biosynthetic process. Bases 284 to 1273 code for a protein of 329 amino acids. Gene Ontology annotation, molecular function: oxidoreductase activity. NCBI's taxonomy places the organism in Eukaryota, Viridiplantae, Streptophyta, Magnoliopsida, Cornales, Cornaceae. The record is from RefSeq and is a predicted model, not a curated record. The transcript has a single exon.